UUCAGUGGAGGAGGAAGAUAAAGUCGGUCGAAUUUGCAAGUCACAAAUUUGCCGAACAUCCCGAAAUAAUUCCAUUUUUACUCGGCAAAAUAUCAACUUUUUCUGUCAAAAAUGACGACCCCGGCUGUAGAUAGUGUCCGCGAAAAGGGUCUAGCAGAUUACCGCAAAAAAUUAUUGGAACAUAAAGAAUUAGAAGCAAGGUUGAAGGAGAUGAGAGAGAUGUUAAAAGAUCUGACAAAACAGUAUGAUAAAUCUGAAAAUGAUUUAAAAGCUUUACAGAGUGUUGGACAGAUUGUUGGGGAAGUAUUAAAACAGUUGACUGAGGAAAAAUUUAUUGUAAAAGCUACAAAUGGACCGCGAUAUGUUGUUGGAUGUCGACGACAACUGGAUAAAUCGAAAUUAAAAUCUGGAACAAGAGUAGCAUUAGACAUGACAACACUUACAAUCAUGAGACAUUUACCUAGAGAAGUAGAUCCAUUAGUGUAUAAUAUGUCAGCUGAAGAUCCUGGAUGUGUUAGUUUUAAUCAAAUUGGUGGAUUAGCUGAACAAAUCCGUGAGUUACGAGAGGUUAUUGAGUUACCAUUAUUAAAUCCUGAAUUAUUUAUGCGUGUAGGUAUUACACCACCUAAAGGUUGUUUAUUAUAUGGUCCACCUGGUACAGGUAAAACUCUACUAGCUAGAGCUGUUGCUAGUCAACUAGAUUGUAACUUCUUAAAGGUAGUAUCUAGUGCUAUAGUUGAUAAAUAUAUCGGAGAGAGUGCCAGAUUAAUUCGUGAAAUGUUUGCCUUUGCCCGAGACCAUGCUCCAUGUAUUAUUUUUAUGGAUGAGAUUGAUGCUAUCGGUGGUCGACGAUUCUCGGAAGGUACCUCCGCUGACAGAGAAAUUCAACGAACAUUGAUGGAGUUAUUAAAUCAGAUGGAUGGUUUUGAUGCAUUAGGUCAAGUUAAAAUGAUAAUGGCUACUAACAGACCCGAUACUCUAGAUCCUGCUUUAUUACGACCAGGUCGUCUCGAUAGAAAAAUAGAAAUUCAGCUACCUAAUGAACAAGCUAGAUUAGAAAUCUUGAAGAUUCAUGCAUCUCCUAUAGCUAAACAUGGGGAAAUAGAUUGGGAAGCUGUAGUAAAGUUAUCUGAAGAUUUUAAUGGUGCUGAUCUACGUAAUGUCUGUACGGAAGCUGGUAUGUUUGCUAUACGAGCUGAGAGAGACUUUGUUUUGGAAGAAGAUUUUAUGAAAGCUGUUAGAAAGGUUUCUGAUAACAAGAAACUAGAAUCUAAGUUAGAUUAUAAACCUCUCUAAAUCUUAUAUUAUUGUUAAUCAUUAGAAGAUAUUUAAUAUCAGUCUUGUUCCAACAUUGAAUUUGUAAAUAAAAACUUAUUUCAUCUAUUGUCAAA
Molecule: messenger RNA, 1391 nt
Organism: Patella vulgata (common limpet)
Lineage: Eukaryota; Metazoa; Mollusca; Gastropoda; Patellidae
Product: 26S proteasome regulatory subunit 10B
Exons: 11
Coding region: 112-1296 (394 amino acids)
Biological process (GO): positive regulation of RNA polymerase II transcription preinitiation complex assembly
Cellular component (GO): cytosolic proteasome complex; proteasome regulatory particle, base subcomplex
Molecular function (GO): proteasome-activating activity; ATP binding; ATP hydrolysis activity
Source: RefSeq, a predicted model, not a curated record